Symbiodinium sp. CCMP2592 is the source of this 1278-nucleotide messenger RNA. Lineage: Eukaryota; Dinophyceae; Suessiales; Symbiodiniaceae. The record is from the annotation of a GenBank genome assembly.
AUGCGGCUGCCGCCGCCCUUGGCGCUCCCGGGCUCUCUGCCGGACAAAGCCUUGCUGAGGGCACCGGCAGAGGAUCGCGCGAUCUACGACGAGGGCGACGAGAGCUUCAUCAAGAGCCAUCGGGAGUUGCCUGCAAUGAACCCGCUGGAGCUCCAGGGCCUUCUCUUCACGGUAGCUUUCGGAGAUGAGCCGGAUGCACUGAUGCUAAUCAGCAGUGCUGGUGAUGACCCUCCUGGCUCAAAGCCUUUAGAGAAGGAGAAGAAGGCCGAGCUGGACGCGAAGGACCAGCAUGGUCGCACAGCCCUGCACUGUGCCGCAUCGCGGGGCUCCGAAGCCAUUGCCAAGAUGUUCGAGCAGCUGGAUCCAACUCUUCAGACUGGAGCAUGUGACGUGUUGCAUGCUGACCCUGCCAAAGACGAGAUGUCGCAAGACCACUCGAACUUCGUGUACUACAUCGACGCACCAGACCGCUACCUUCGAUCGGCGUUGCACAUGGCGGCUCGUGCAGGCCACGCCCAGGUGUGCCGAUUACUGCUUGAUCACCGAUUGUUCACAGCCGCAAAUGCUGUGGAUUGCGAUGGGCAGACCGCCCUCCACCAUGCAGCAGCCGCUGGCCACGACGAUGUUUGCAAGCUGCUCAUGGACCACGAGUCCUUCACAGCUGUGGACGCCGUCGAUGUCUUCGGGCGCACAGCGUUGCACCACGCAGCGCGUGGAGGGCACGCGCCGGUGGCAAGUGUCCUGCUGACCGAGGCAGAAGUCAGCACUGUCUGGGCGACUGACUGCGACCACCUGACAGCCUUGCACUCCGCCGCCUUCCGCGGCCAUCUGGAAUGUUGUGAGACGCUGCUGCAGCAUGCCAGCUUGGAGCAGGUUUGCAAGGCCGGCAUUCUGGAGAUCGCCUCGCUCCGCCAUGCUCGUGAGGACGUCCGCGCCGUCAUUCAAGCUGCUUUGGAGAAGGUGGGCGUGGCCUUCGAGGAUCCCAAGGAAGUCGGCGUGCAGGUAGCUGCCGGGGCCACAGACGAUCUUGGCUUCGACCUGGCCAUUGAGGAGGUGGAGGAGGAGGAGGAGGGCUCCGAGGAGCAGCUCCAGCUGACUCUGCCAUCACCGACCGAUCUCGGAGCGAUCGCGGAGGGAGGCAGUCCUGGAACUCGGAGCCCGCGUACGCCAGAAGGACAAGAUGUCCCUGCGGACGUCCUCACUGCUGCACCACUACUGGCGAUCCACCAGAAGCUGCUGGAAGCAAAGAUGAGCCUUGACAUCCAAGUUGUUUGCUGA